AUUUAUAAACGAAACUGUCAAAACGCGAGUUGUUAUGAAAAUAAUCGCUAACUUAUUUUUCGCAUUUUCGUACAUCGUCUGUUCUUAACGUUUAACUCUUUAAUUUUAUUUUAUUGCAUUUUUUAUUUUAUAUUUACCUCGUAUCGGUUUUAAACUACAUUCCGAUGUUCACGAAGUGAUCACUAUACGCGAGUGAUGUUUCGGGAUCUACCUUUUUGUUUUGUCCAGAAAUAUAAAAUUUCUGGUUGAUUUGCGAUGGAGGAAGUGAGGCAGCUGGUGCAGGAGGAAGGCAGGGAGGCGCGGAACCUAGUUGCAUUCCAUGUGGCCGUCGACACACCAAGUCGCAUCUCCCGCAAGCCACCACGUUCCGGCGCCCCUCCGCCACGGCGCGCGACUCCCCGCGCCGCCACCCGGCUCCGCUCAGCAUCGGCUGGCAGGGACAAGCGAUCCGAACUGCGAGCCAGAUACUGGGCCCUGCUGUUUGGAGACUUGCAACGAGCUAUUGGCGAGAUUUACAACACCGUCGAGGCUCAUGAGAACCUGAACGAGUGCCAGGAAGUGAUCCUAGUUCUAGAGAACUACACGCGUGACUUCAAAGCACUCGGCGAGUGGUUCCGGCUCAAGUGGGAGUAUGACAACACGCCUCCACCACAAAGACCACAAAGUCUCGCAUGGGAGAUCAGAAAGACGGACUUCGUACGACCAGAGUCACGAAAAGGCUAUUCCGUCAAAAGUUCCCCAUCAGUGUCAGGCAAAAAUAGUCCUUGCCUCUCUGGACAUAACACACCAAGUGGCAAAAACAGCCCUAACUUAACCGGCAAAGCUAGCCCCGGCAGUGGCAAAGUUAGCCCACGAGUUACCGGACAUUCCAGCAACAGUCCAAAAGCGAAUAUUGAAUUUUUCAGCAACAAAAUUGCUUCGAAAAUCACUACUAAGCCUGAGCCAAAAUCUGCUAAGGAUAUAUCUAGACUUUCCGAUAUAAAGGAGAAAGAGGUUAAGGACAUAGUCGAUGAUAAUGACGUCAUUGAUGUGAUUACACCUGCAGUUGACAAAGAAGAGAAAUUGGCAAAAGAGACGAUUGAGAAAGAUAACAAAUCGAAUAAAGGACCUGUCGUAGAGAUAGGCAAAGCCAGAGAAUGCCCAAAUACUGCACCAAAGAUGGUGGUUAUCAAAUCACCUAAACGACAGGCACAGGAGGAUGCCAAAGCAGCUAAUGGAGAUAUUUCGAGCCAAGCCAAGGCUACUAUUGCUAAAUUAGACGCUAUGGAGAACGAGUUCUUAGCUAAACAGCUUAUUGAAAAUGCAGCUAAGAAUGAAAAUCAAUUGAAUCUCGAUAAAGAAUCUGAUGAUGCAUUUGUAAAACCUGCCCCCAUAAAUACUGGAAACUUGGCAGAACAUAAAACUAAUGACGAGAAAAAUAAGCUAUCCGAUGAAAAUAGUACUGGUGAUGAGAAAGUAAGCGUUUCUUCUGUAUCUCCAGUUAAGUCUGAGGAUAACUUUGGUGAUGUAUCCAAUGACAGUUGCAAAUCAAGCGACGAUAAGACUUCAUCCGGCGAUGAUAAAUAUGACGUCAAUAAAGUAGAUGUCAAAGAAUCAGGAACAAGUCAAAAUGACAUUCAAAAUGAAAACGUAACCAUUAAAGACAAAGAUAAUAAAUAUGAUGAUACAAAGGAAACUGACAUCACUAAAGUUGGUGAGAAUCCUGAUAAAGAUGGUGAGGUCAAAGAUAAGAAAGACCAUGAUGCAAAGAAGACUGACCUCAAAACAGCUUCUGAAAAGCCGAGUACAAGGCCAGCGUACUCACAGGCAGCUGCCAAACCAAAACCAGUGACUACUCCCAAAACUGAAGUCAAAACUCCUACCAGACUGAUAGCUAGAAGCAAGACUGUCGUUGAAAUGCGACCGAAUUCCGCUUCUAAAGCUCAAAGACCAUUCCAAAAACGCAACCAGACCAGCAAGUGCAGCUACCCUUUCAACCUCACCACGGGAAGGACAUCUCUGUUUGACGCUCCAUCCAAUAAAGUUGUAUCCAAAAAACCACCCAUCCGCGCCCAAAUGGGUUCCGGCGAUAGUAAGAAUACAGCCAAAAUUGACGCGAAAAAGCGUCCCCCACGACCAUCUACACUCAAAAUCAAUGAGAAAGGAGAUAAAAUCGAGAAAGUCAAUCCUUCAUUUGAUAAGAAAGAAGGCGAAGAAUACAGCAGUAGCGACACCAUUGUCACUCAAAUAGAUAUGUCCCGCAUUGAAUCUAGUGAGAGUUUGAAGACAUUAGUGCCAGAAGAAGGAGACUUCGCUAAUUCAAUUGAAGUACUUAACGUCGAUAAUGCUAAGAGCGAUAACGAUGGCUGGCUCACAGUAAAAUCCAGACGACUCAGUCGCGAAUCGAAGAAGCAAUCUAAAUCGCACUGGGCUAACAGAUUCCACCAGCCAUCAGCAACAACCAGCUUGCCGACUCUUAACAUGAUUGAGUCUCCUAAACAGGAGGUGAAAGAAAUUAUAUCGACCUCGAAAUUGGAUCGAGCGAAGUCGGAACAACCGCAGAACAAGCCGGAGAAGCCUAAAAUAGUGAAACCGAAGCCGGAAGCUAAAGAGGCGAAGAAAGAUUUGUCCAUUAUAAGACAAAAAUCAGACGUCACAGGUCUGAAAACUCGCACUUCUAGGUCCAAAGCUUUGAAACGUGAGAAAGUGAAGGACACUCCCAAAGAUGAUGGUUCGGAGUUGACUAAGAAUCGUUUACAUUCCUCUCUAGAAAGCCUUACAACGGGACUAGCAAGGUCCCAAGAGAAAACCGAAGAGAAAUUUGACUUUGACAAAUGGAAAUCUGAGUUCAUGUCUACGUUCAAAUUUUUGGAAGACGACGAUCAAAUGAAUGAAGAUCACAAAGAGAUUCUGAAGACGGCAGAUCCGUCGGAGAUGUCGGAAAUUGCUGAAAUGACGUCACAGAUUGAGGAGAAUGAAAGGAAGAUUAGUUUAGCUCUGGACUUCCAGUCGGUGGACGACGAGAGGAAGCUGUGUGAGGAGGAGGAUUUACUGAACCGACAGAUCAUGGAACUUCAGCAGGUUUCCGACAUAGAUCUGGAUACGGAGACUGACGAUACGGAGACUGACGCAGAAAUCCUUUGCGAAGACGCAUCGGCGGGUGUUUCCUGUCAAUCUACAGAGAACCUAUCUUUAGCUGCGAGUCUAGAAGACCAGUAUGAGACAGCGCUCGCCGGCAUGUCCUGGGCUGAACGGGUUGAUACUCUCGGCGCCUUGGAGGCCUUGGUGGCAAGGGAUCCAGGUCGCGCUCAGCAACUGCACGCGAAGCUAUCCCAAGGCAUCAAGCGUCGCGGCAGCUUGCAGGAUGCGCUGCGUCGCUUGCAGCUGAAACAGGCUCGCGCGGAGAGGCAACGGAUUGAGUAUCAGACCGAACGGGCUAGGAAGAUACAUCAGCUGCUGGCUAGAGUUGAGGAGGUUAAGGUUGCAAAGAAUGAGUUGAUAGAAGAGAAGAGGCUUCGCAUGGAGAGACGACUUCAGAAGGCAGCUGCGAAUAGAGACCAACAUCUUAAGGACAUAGUCCGCAAGGCCCACGAUGAAGAAGAGAAACUCCGAGAGAUAGCGUUCAUCAAGCAGUUGGAAGCAGAGAACAGAAGACACGAGUUCCUCGACCAAUGCCGGUCGCAUACCACGCGCCUACGGCAGAUGAGGAGGGAUCGACUGUCCAAACUGGAACAGAAGGCAGCCCGCGAGGCCGCAGUGGGCGCGCGGCGACAGGCCCUGGAGGCCGCCAGGAAGCUCCAUGUCGAGACUCUGCUGGAGAAGAGAAAGGAGAGGGACGCCAGGGUCGAGGAACUCAAGGAACAGAAGAAACAGGAGAGGGAUGAUGCUGCUAGGGAGAAGGCACAAGGUGUAAAAUCCCGCUUGUCGGCGCUAGCGGCGGCGGCGGAGUUGGAGGCGGAUGCACUGCGGUCCCGCAUCCGCGACAAGCAGGACCGCAGCCAACUGCGGCUGGAGUCACAUCUGCAGGCCAUCCGGGAGAAGGCCACCACUGGACCGCGACAACCUACCACAUCAGAAAGCCAAGAUCAGAUGUCUAAAGAAGAGAAGGAGUUACAAGAAGAGACUCAGCGUCUAGAACAAGAGAGAAAGGACCGAGAGAAGCAGAAGGCCAUCAAGAAGAAAGCUAGGAAGGUUAAGCAGAAGUUGUUGACUACGAGCAACGACACGGUAAUAAUAGACGAUGCCUCCCUAGUGGACGUUAUAUCGCCGACCACAACAAAAGUAUGUAAAGUCAUACACCAACUAUCGCACACGCUCGAACCCUUCUUGGAACACCCCAUCACAUUCACUAUUGAAAACGAAAACGUCACUCAACUUGAAAACGGCUUCGAUCCUCUCACUAAGAAGAGACAUAGGAUUAUUAUUAACGGGGGAGCUAAGAAUGUGGUUGAAAAAGAUGAGCCUAAAGAAAAAGAGAAUAAGGGAGUAGACAAGGAGAAUAAAGGAGUAGACAAAGAUAAUAAAGGAGUAGACAAAGAUAAUAAAGGAGUAGACAAAGAUAAUAAGGGGGUAGACAAAGAGAAUAAAGAAGCAGAGAAAGAGAAUAAGGCAGCAGACAAAGAGAACAAAGCAGUAGAAAAAGAGGUCAAAGAAAAAGAUAAUAAACCAGUAGAAAAAGAGGUCAAAGCAGAAGACAACGAGUCAACUACCAGUGGUAAAAAGAAGAAAAAGAAAAGUGAUAAAGAUAAACCAAAGUUGAGUAAGACUAGUUCAGUCUGUUCUUCUCUCAGUGAUAUGAGUAAGAGUUCGGCGAAGAAUGAGAAACCUCGCACUAUGAUUGAUAUGCAAUUCUUGGAGAAACAGUUGAAUGAAUUGCAUAGGACUGUUGAGAAGUGCGCUAAGAUGACCCCUAAAGACAGGACCUCCCUCCACAAGAUCCACCUCCUCAAGGUACUGGGAGAGAUGCUGUGCAUCGCUUGUGACCGCGAGGACAUCACUCCGCAGUUUACUACCAAAGCGCUGAACACGGCGGUGGUGGCGAUGGGUCGCGCGGUGUCGUCGUGCAACAUGAGCGCGCGCUACUUCCUCGCCACGCGCGCCGCCAUCUACGUCGUCAAACUGCUCAGCAUGCAACUGGAAAAAGACCUACAAGCCAACCAACGAGAGAUGGACCUAGCCAUGCAGCUCAGCGACUGUCUCUCCGUCGUUCUGGACGGAGUGCUCUGCUCCUCACGACUGUACAACGAUGGCAAGAGGGACAACUCUAAGGAGGAGGCAGAAAUGCUUUGUACACUGCGAGGCAGGGCUCAUAUGUUGAUCAGCUACCUCUGCCUGACCGGGUGCAUCACUCGUGCUGAGAAGGCAGGUGCCGCGCGGGAGAGUAUUCAAACCCUGCUGACGGUCUGCGCAGACCUCUGCCAUCCCUGCGAGGUUGAUGCUGGCUCAGAGCGUAUCGUCGCGACCCAGUCUCUCCGCUGUGCUCUCGGCACUGGCAUCGCCGGCUCCCGUGCCGAGUUCUGCAUGCUGUUCGCCCAGGGAGCUGGGUUGGAACACAGCGGCGGAUUCGUCAAGGCAGCUCGCACCGCUCAUCUGCUGCGCACCUUGGCUGAACUGGAUCAUAUGAUUGUGCAGGACGCCUUCGGUGAAGGCGGUUGGCCUCUGGAGUUCAGAGCGGCAGUAGCACGACUUCUAUCGCAGCACGCGCCCACCGAUAAGGAAGCACCAAGGACAACCGCUUUACGUAAGCAAAAGUCAUCUAAAGGUACAAACAACCAGCGCCUCGACCAGACUCUCUCCGAAACCAUGGUGUUGGACUUGAUCGUUCUAGUCGGAUUCGUUGUUGUCAACAACCCACAGUUACAGGAGACAAUAUGUGACGGAUGGAGUGUGAUCAAGACGCUGUGCACGCUCCCGGCCAACUGGCUGGUCUCCAAGCCGCACAGCGACUGCCUGCUGCCGACCCUGGUGGCGCUGUCCGAGCUGCCGGCCGUCGCCAGCGCUAUAUCCUCGGAGCUCAGCAUGCAAAUGCUGCAGGACUACAUGAAGAGCCCGUGUGCACAAAAGAUAAAACUGGUACAAGUGAUCAAGCAGGGACGCACAAAGAAAGGUAAGAACAAAGACAAGUAGACUGAAAUUCCAACAAUGAUACUAAAAAGCCUGAAGGCAAACAGAAUGAACAUGUUGAUCAUAUUUGUAAUAACGAUGCAAACAGCAAACGUGAACGUCGACGCGGGUUAGCCGACACUGGCCAAAUGAGUCAUCGAUCCCAAUUUUAAAAUUAUUCAUCCCAAAUAGUCUCCAGUACUAAGGCCUAACCUUACAAUUAUAAUACUCCAAUUUGAUGUUUCUCUUUAACUAUCAUUCAUAGAAGGGUGAAGUAAAAGGUUUUGCUAAUCAAUGGAGGUAUGAUUUGGUAUUUGAGCUUGGUUUAAAACAUACCGUGGCUUUGCUAUACAUUUGUUUGGUGGUGAUGUUAAAUUGAUGGCUGAUUGCAAUCGUAAAGGGAUGAUCGUUCGCAUUUUUAAAGCACAAUGUAAUUGGUGUUUAAGUAGAAUUUUGUCCAUUUGAUCUUUGGUAAUUUUAAUCGUACUAUCAUCACAUGUAGCAGAAGUAAUGCAACUAUGUAUUUAAAUAUGGUAUAAUCUCUUGCAUACGUGUAAUAGUUUGUUCUCAUAGUUGCUUUUCAGUCAUUAAUCGUAAUAGGUUUAGAACAUUUUUGCUGUUCAAUGUGAAAUUAAUCUUAUUAUAUUGAUAUAAAGGUACUUUAUUCAAAAUAUAAAUUAGCUAGUUUGUUUGGACUUUGCAAUUCAAUGCAAUAUUUGUUUAGAAUAAUUCUAAGCACGUCUGCUGACACGUUUACUUGCAAAAUGUAUUUGACUGUCUACCGCCACCGGUACUUUGUAUCGAUUAUAUUUUUUUAGUUUUAUUUUGUUGCCUAUAUUGAACUUUUUGAAGUUUGAUUUUAAUUGUGUACUUAGUUCACGAGUCGUCGUAUGCUUAUCAUCCAUCAGGGUAUAUAUGCUCCCUUCUGUGCCAUUCAUGUCUGUGCCAAUUCUUGCUCACGUCGCGUGAUCAGUACCUAGUGGUACUUGAUUUACUUCAUUAGUGUUUCCUGCAGUAAAGUAAGUAAAGCAGUUGGCAUUUGCAAAAUUGGUGUCAUGUCGACGCACUUUUUCAUCGAUGCCUUCAUUAUUAUUGUUAAUGUGUCCAUCUCGAUCGAUUCCUUGCUUUGUAUUACUUAUUGUUUCGUAAGACAUUCCCAAUUUUCAAUUUUAAUUCCAUUUAUGUUUCGUCUACGCACAAUCUUUGGAUAUGCGCUCAACUUGUAUCUUUCGCCUCAUUAUAAUUAAGGCUAAAUUUUAAAAUACAUCAUAAAAAUACUAGUCAAAUACUCUACGUAAUUUUAUUCGCAGUAUUUUAGAGUAUUAGUAGAAACUCAAUUGAUUAGCAACACCAGUAAUAUAUUUAAUCUACCAUAGUUUGCACGGCCCUACGUGGCGGACACCCAUAUAUUUUAAUAAUCAAUAUUAAAAUUAGUAGUUUCAGCUUUUACUAAAACAGUAUAGACAUAUUUCUCUAAUGUUUGAGUAAAUGCGUUUAGAUGGUUAGACUUGAUAAUGUUGUACACUUUUUGAUGUGAGUCUAUUUAUCUAUUUUUCUAUGGUUGUAGAUUAGAACUAGACGGAAAAAAACUAUGUAAUUCAACAAACCUAAUUACGCAUUGGAUUUUGUGAGCUGAUGUUUUAAAACGUGGACGCAUAUGACUGCUUUUAUCUUCAUUUUAAUUUUAAAUAUUAAUUUCUCUAUUUAGUUUAAAAAUUCACUACGGUUAGUGACGUUACUUAAUUAGCCAAAAAUGUUGUGUUCUGAUUUUGUUUAUUUAAUGUUUGUGCUAGUCAACGCCUGGCUUCGGUCCAGUGUCUUAAUGCUUUAAUAUAAUUAUGAAUGUAGUUCAUAAAUGACUGAGCUCUCUUACUGAUUUUAUUUGUGAGCUAACAAAUACCUUUCAGUAAUUGUAUUGUGUAUUUUAUUUAGAAUACAUCUCUUUAAUUUUAACUUUGCUUGACUGCCGACGCAAAAUUGUGUAGCUAUUAUUAUGUGCCAAGUUUUAGUAAAUUUUAAUCUUGGUUGUGGUAAUUUCAAUGCGGCCACGCUUUAGAACGUCAACAAAUUAUGCCCUGUUAUGUAUGUUAACCUUUCUUCAAAGGAAUGAGUUUGAAAAUUGUGUGCUAAUAGAGUGCCUUGAGGGACACUCUUACUGAAUGUGUGAAACAAGGUAUUUUAACGACUCGAGUAUUUAAGAGGAUUUCGAAUGCUGUGAUAGAGAAACGGACGGAAUUUAUUCCUCGAAAAUAAAUAAAUAAAAAAAAAUGAUAUUUGUAACAGAAUACGAUGGAAAAGUUGAUGUCAAUGCUAUCAAACGCUUGUGUCAGUUCAAUAUCUCAAGGUUUUUUCUAAUUUUUUCCGUUUUUAUUUUUGUGAUAAGUUUCUUUUACUGACAGCCCGUUUGCAUGGUUGGAAUCUUAAUGCUGACCGUUGUAAGGAAUUCGUGUACUGGCAUAUUUUGCCGUGACGUCACUUUUGACCCGUUCUUUAGAGAGUAGCCUCUCUGUUUGAUGUAUCGCCGUAGCACUUCUAUAUUAUGAGCAUGUAAGUGUUAGCGGUUCAUAGAUUUAAGUGAAUGUAAUCUAAUAUUUUUCUGUGUCUAUUAUUGUGUGUCUACGGGUCCCAACGUCCACGAAUUCUCUAUAUUAAAUGCAAACGGGUGUGGGACUGUGAUUUUAUAUGUGUUUUAAAUUUAAUAAUUAUCACUUGCAAAUGUAAUAUAUGAUUUUUUUUUAUGUUUAGUUAGCGACACUUGUUUAGUCUUAUGUACUUUAUCUGUGAUUCCUUUUACUAGCGUAACUUUCGUGUAACUCAUGUCUACGUGGAAAUAAAUAUUUGUGUAAUAAUCGUA
Messenger RNA from Spodoptera frugiperda (fall armyworm), 8935 nucleotides. RefSeq names its product cytadherence high molecular weight protein 2 (gene ssp3). The transcript has 20 exons. Bases 256 to 6105 code for a protein of 1949 amino acids. NCBI's taxonomy places the organism in Eukaryota, Metazoa, Arthropoda, Insecta, Lepidoptera, Noctuidae. The record is from RefSeq and is a predicted model, not a curated record.